Haliotis rubra (blacklip abalone) is the source of this 972-nucleotide messenger RNA. Its product is annotated as tryptophanase-like. The transcript has a single exon. The coding region runs from base 1 to 972 and encodes 323 amino acids. The record is from RefSeq and is a predicted model, not a curated record. Lineage: Eukaryota; Metazoa; Mollusca; Gastropoda; Lepetellida; Haliotidae. Gene Ontology annotation, molecular function: lyase activity. Gene Ontology annotation, biological process: amino acid metabolic process.
AUGUCUUUCAUGGAACCGUUCCGCAUUAAGAUGGUAGAGCCCCUCACAUUACUCACUAUGGAAGAGCGGAUCAAAAUAUUGGAAGACUGUGGUUGGAAUCCAUUCCAAGUUGAAGGACGUCAUGUCACCUUUGAUUUACCUACUGAUUCUGGUACCGGCGCCUUGAGUCAAGAUCAGUGGGCAGCGAUGAUGCAGGCAGACGAGGGUUACUUUUCCUCGCGCAGCUUCAAGAAGUUAGAGGACUGCGUGAAAUCGCUAACGGGAUUUCAGUUCAUGCUUCCCGCUCACCAGGGAAGGGCGGUGGAGCAUCUGUUAUUGUCCAUUCUGUCAAAGCCUGGAAUGACAGUGUUCAGCAACAAUCUUUUUCUUACAACACGUGGAAAUGCUGACCUUGCUGGUUUACAUGUUGUUGAUCUUCCAUGCCAGGGAAGUCCAGAUAGAUCCUUCAAUGGGAACAUUGACUGUGAGAGGCUCAAGGUGGAACUGGAGAAAGUGGGUCCAGAAGGUGCAAUGGUUGUGUUGGUCGUCGCCAGUACAAGUCCGGCAGGCCAACCAGUCUCAAUGGCAAAUAUUCAAGACCUGUCCACGAUUUGUCACAGCUUUGAUGUCCCAUUGAUCAUGGAUGGGUGUCGCUAUGCAGAAAAUGCUUACUUCAUCAAAAAACGUGACAAGGAAUACAAGAACAUGCCCUGUAAAGACAUCGCUCUGAAGAUGUUCUCCUAUUUCGAUCAUGUCUAUGUGUCAGCCAAGAAGGAUGGACUGUGUAACACAGGAGGGUUUCUUGCCACAAACAAGGAGGAUGUUUAUAACAAAGCAUCAGUCAGGAUGUUUUAUACAGAAGGAUACAAGACCUAUGGUGGGUUGUCCGGGAGGGAAAUGGAGGCCAUGGCGAUUGGCCUACUGGAGGGCAUUGAUGAUAAGUUUCUACAGUAUAGAGUUGAAAGCACUCUCGCAUGUUUGGAGAUAUUCUGA